This is a messenger RNA of Stegodyphus dumicola, 2810 nucleotides long. Its product is annotated as gastrula zinc finger protein XlCGF7.1-like. The record is from RefSeq and is a predicted model, not a curated record. Lineage: Eukaryota; Metazoa; Arthropoda; Arachnida; Araneae; Eresidae.
UUGGGGUCUAGACGCUUGGUUCCAGACUGUGGCGGGAGCUCUUUUCGUAGACAGACAGCACAUAGCAACCAUUAUUCCUUGAUAGCAACCGCUUCGCGAAAUUUGGGCGUUCUUUGUUCCUAUUAGUUACAUUUUGUGAUUCUGUCAGUGUUGUUAAUGCUCGUUUGUUGCCUUCUCCAUUCUGUCCUUUGAAUACGAAUUUCUGUAUUCAGUUUUGAAUUGAUUCAUAGUUGAACUGAUAAGUGACUUAUCUUGGACUGUAAAAUGAAAAUCAUAAAGCAAUAGCCGAAUGGUGUUAUUAGCCUAUAUGUAUAAAGCUUUAUAUAGUAUUGGAAAAUAGUUGUGACAGUGCUUCAGAAGAUUAAUGAAGAUUAAUUUAUAUAUAUAUAUAUAUAUAUAUUAUAUAUGAAAUAUGCAUGACUUCUGCUCAUUUUGAAAAGAAAUUCAUUUCAUACAGAUAUUGGAAUAUAGAAACUAUAUGGAAUUGUAUGGAACUUUCUAUGUACCAUGCCAAAUAAACUGUUCAAAUUGAAAUCUGUUUAAAAAAUCACAUGUGCGUAUUCACACAUGACAAAUGUUGAGUACUGGGAAUUAUUCUAAUAAAAGUGGCUAUUAAGGAAAUACAUGGAUCUCAAUACUGAAGAACCUCACACAUGUGUGGUUUGUAAGAAGUCUUUUAAACAUAAAUGUAGUUUAAUUGGACAUGUUCGUAUUCACACACAAGAGAAACCUCAUGUAUGUGAAAUGUGUAACAAAUCCUUUAAAUCAAGAAGUACUUUAAAAUGCCACAUACUUAUUCACACAGGAGAGAAACCUUAUUUAUGCAAUGUGUGUAGUAAGUCAUUUAGGAAGAAAUGUCAUUUAAAAGAUCAUAUGUUUACCCACACUGGAAAAGUGAAAUCUCAUAUAUGCACUAUGUGUAAUAAAUCUUUUUACCGAAAUUCUCACUUAAAAGAACAUUUGCUAGUUCACACAGGAGAGAGGCCUCACGUAUGUGAGGUAUGUAAUACAGCAUUUGCACUAAAGAGUAAUUUAAAAUCCCAUAAGCGUUUCCACUCUGGAGAAAAGCCUUAUGUAUGUGUUGUAUGUAGUAAGACAUUUGUGCAAAAAGGUGACUUAAAAAAACAUGUACAUAUUCAUACUGGAGAGAAACCGUUUGUGUGUAAAGUAUGCAACAGAUCAUUUGAAAGAAAAUGUAACUUAGAGACACAUGUACUUAUUCAUACAGGAGAGAAGCCUCAUGUAUGUGAGGUGUGCAACAAAGCAUGUCGAUCAAAGUAUGUUUUGAAGAAACAUCUGCUAAUGCACACAGGAGAAAGGCCUUAUGUAUGUGAAAUAUGUAAUAGGACAUUUGUGUGUUGCUCUACAUUAAGAAAUCACAGAUUUAUUCAUGCAAGAGGGAAGUCUGUUAUAUAAAUGGUGUGCAAGAAAGCAUUUGAAAAAAAACUCUUUUGAAGAAAUACGUAUUGUUAAAACAGAAGUGUAAUACACCAAGAAAACUUGUAUGUUAGCCCGUUGUCAUUGCCAAAUAUGAUAUAUGAAUUAGUCGGCACUGAUAUCGAUGACAUAUCAAGUCUGUCAACAUAGUGAUCCUGUUGAAAUGGAAAUAAAUAUAUUAAGUCAAUAUCAAAUGCGAACAUGCAUUGUUUCAUAUAAAGUAUCUGUUAAUAUAAUCUUAAGGUAUGAAUUUGUGAUCUCUGUAUAAACAGUUAAUCUUUUACAUCAACAGUUCUCAGUCUGUGGUGCAUGUACCCCUGGGCUAUAUUAGGACUUAGGGAUAUGUGUAGAAACUAUCAGUAAUGGUUCAAAAUAACUAAAUGUUGUAAUAAAUGCUUAUAAGAAUAAACAUUUAGUUUUGAUAUUGGUUAGAAAGAAAAGCAAUUCCCAAUGUGAAUGUUAUGAUUGAAAUGUGUAACCAGUUACUAGUUUAUUUACGUGUCAUGUAGCAACUCCCUUCUCUGCUGCGUAUCAUAUGCUUGACAACUUAUUGUAUUUUCAUUACUGAGUGAAUUAUCAAGUCAGUUAUGUAACUCUCUUUAAAUUGUGGUACUGAAUUAUGGUAUGUGUUUUCUUUUAAAGUUUUUGACUUAAUUGAUUCUAUGCUAAAAAAAUAGAUAAAUAAUUAAAAAGUAGAUCUUUGCACAGAAGAAAAACUACUUGUAGUAGUUAUGAUUUUGCAUCUGCACCAAGCACAUUUUUGAAGACUGCCCAUUUCAGUUAAGUUUGAAAUUUCACAGUGUGAUGAAUAGCUUCAAGGACUCGUAUAACUAUUCGAUGUUAUUUAAAAUUAAGUUAACACAGUUUAGAAUUAAGGAAAGUUCCAUAGCUGUUUCAGAGCAUCUGACAAAAUUGAUUCUAUGCUCAAAAGGUUCAAUUUUAGGAGAAUUAUGUAAUAAAAAAAAUCAGAUGGGAAUUCCGAAGAUGCAGAUUUUUAUCAGAAUAAUUAGUCCCAUUCUACAGAGUCAAAGGAAACUUAAUAACUCAAAAGACCUGAAGAGGAUUUUUCAAACAUUACUUGUCCAAAUGAAAUGAGAAGGGCAGUUAGAUUUUAGAUUUUUUCUAUGAAGAUUUCGUUUAAGCAACCUAAUUACCAUUUUCUGGAAAAAAACAAAAUAUUUAUUCAUUGCAUUUUAUAAGUUUUAUGAUAAGGGGGAUGAGCAUGAGUCAUAGGUGUGAAGGGAAAGGUUAGUAAUAUUUUGAAAUUUUAAAAUGUCAUAAAUGGGUACAUGAAAGAAAAAAGACUGAGAAACACUGUUUUAUGUAAAAAGAAAAUUUUGUCAUUUGGUGUUUAAAAAAAAAAAAAAAAAAAA